UUAUCCUCAACGAAGAUCACGGCGGGGUUUGCUUUUGAGAUUAAAUAAAAAACAUAAGGACCAAACUGGUUUCAGCAGCAACAUCAAAUGGGAAAAAACCAAGACGGCGAAUAUGUUUUCUGUUACCAUGACAGGCAUUCCAGAAAAAGAAUAUUACAUUGGAAUAGAUAAAGAAUGUAAGCCUUGCUUAGUUGACAUGUUAACUAUGACGUGUGUAACAUCUUCUCAAACAGCUGAAAGGUUUCUUGUGAAUCCAGAUGAAUUUGAAAAUCUUGAAUGGAAGAAAAUUGAAUUUUUAAAAUCGCUACUUUUCCCAGUUGAGACCUGCAAAGGAUUGAUUAUCGCUCGAAAUAAAAAUGACUUAGGUUACAUUAAAGCAAACAUUUUAAAAUCUUUUGGAAGCUAUGACGAAUUCCUUUCCCUGAACCAUGGUGAUAUUAAAGAGGAAUACCUGUCAAAUAUUGAAUUUAAUGUUACAUUACUUCACAGAAAUAAAAAACCAGACUUAUUUCGGAAUUUAACCAUUGUUAACAACAACUGUGAAGUAAUGAAACAGCAGGUGAAGAUAGACAAUAACUUUGAAGAAACAUCUACUUAUGAAGUCGGUAACACUUUGCUAAUUGGAGGGUCAGUUGGAUUUAAAAUUCUAGAUAUAGAUUUGGGUCUAAAGGUAGAACAUACUUCCACUGAAACCGAAACUAAAUCAAAUAUUAAGAAAAAUGAUUACGGGUACGUUCAGGAUUUAGAAAUCCCACGCCUCAGUUCUUGUACUUUAGUAAUAAACAGCAACGUCCUUGUAACCAGUGUCCCAUUUACCGCUGACCUCACUAGAGUAUUCAACAACUACGAGACACGCACAACCUCGAUCAGCGGCAAUUACACUUACGAGAAGUCAGCAGAAGUUAAAACAAACUUCGAGAACUGUGUCAAGCUUCAUGGUGAAUGUAAACCUUAACAAUUUCUGUAAUGCAAAAUGAAUCUGUCAUACCUGUCAGAGUUCCUGAAAAAUCACCAUUAAA
This is a messenger RNA of Puntigrus tetrazona (Sumatra barb), 1019 nucleotides long. RefSeq names its product natterin-3. The coding region runs from base 113 to 955 and encodes 280 amino acids. The transcript has a single exon. Lineage: Eukaryota; Metazoa; Chordata; Actinopteri; Cypriniformes; Cyprinidae. The record is from RefSeq and is a predicted model, not a curated record.